AUGAAUUAUCGAUCUUUCUACAACACGGCAUUAGCUUACCCUGUACUAUAUUCACCUAUCACUCAAUUCAGCAAUCCAAUGUCACGUUCAAACCAACAACAAACACCAGGCGGCAAUCGGCCUCCAAAUGAUAGUGCAAAACCUCGCAAAUAUACUCGAUAUUCCGAUGGCACUCGACGUGCAUCAACAUCAUCCAAUAUUAGUAUCCGAUCAGCCGUAGCUUCUGGUGGAGCAUCGCAUGCCGACACACCACCACCAGCAUCUCAAACUUCAGCUCUUGACCCAUCACGAGCGGCGACGACAUCAUCAACAACCAACAAUGAACCAGGCAACAGCCGAUUGACCAGCUUGCAGGAUGCAUUGGACACAUUGUACGACGAGUGGAUGUCUGUGGAGAUUGUAUUUCAAUCGAUGCAAAAUGCAUUUCCAGUGGCCCCGCUAGCAGCAUUAUCACACGAAGGGCGAUUGGAUGACAUUGAUCGCGAACUUAGUAUUGCAUACGAUGAUUUGAUGGUACAAGUGCGUCGUAUUCAUCGCAACUUGAACCGGCUCUCUCAUGAUAUGGCUCAUUUCAGGGCAACAAAACUACAACACAAUCAGCGUGCAGCAGCAUCUUCAUCAUCGUCAUCGUCUGAGCAACAACAGCAACAGCCCCAGGAUCGAGCACAUGAUGACAACAUCGGUCGCACAACAGCUUCACAAUGA
This is a messenger RNA of Lichtheimia ornata, 705 nucleotides long. RefSeq lists its product as uncharacterized. The record is from RefSeq and is a predicted model, not a curated record. The transcript has a single exon. NCBI's taxonomy places the organism in Eukaryota, Fungi, Mucoromycota, Mucoromycetes, Mucorales, Lichtheimiaceae. Bases 1 to 705 code for a protein of 234 amino acids.